Xyrauchen texanus (razorback sucker) is the source of this 4132-nucleotide messenger RNA. Its product is annotated as monocarboxylate transporter 13-like. The coding region runs from base 585 to 1976 and encodes 463 amino acids. Gene Ontology annotation, biological process: monocarboxylic acid transport; transmembrane transport. The transcript is spliced from 5 exons. The record is from RefSeq and is a predicted model, not a curated record. Gene Ontology annotation, molecular function: monocarboxylic acid transmembrane transporter activity. NCBI's taxonomy places the organism in Eukaryota, Metazoa, Chordata, Actinopteri, Cypriniformes, Catostomidae.
UAAUACAUUUACAAAACAGGAGUGAGCUCAUUUAUGGUUAGGUCCAGAGAUCAGAUGUCUGUGCAAGGGACCUACAAAUGUGAGGCUCAAGCAGUUUUGUUGUGCAAUUUAAGCAAAAUAAUAUACAAUAAUAUUUUAGAAUUAUUAUUAUUUUUAUUUUUUUUAGGUGAAAUGUGACCUCGACAUGUUUUAUAUGAGAUUUACCCAUACACUCUCAUGAGUUAAACAACAACAUUAUUCAACCUAUGUUUUUAUAGACUUUUAAAAGAGACCUUUAAAUGCUGCACCGACACUCAUCAGCUUAUUUGAACCGUUACUUUAUUUUUCAAUUAUCUUCUUUCAUCUCUAAUCUCUCCCUCUUAUAUGAAGUAGUGUGCUGCCAAGCAAGUUACCACCAACUUCCUACUUUUUCCUUGUGUUGACCUUUGUAUCUGUGUGAAGCAUGGAUAUGCAAUGUCACAGAGGAUGAGCCUGUCAGAAGUUGGAAUGUGUUUAAAAAUAAGACAGUUCCAGUGUAACAGAAGGCUAUCUCGUCUCAUUUCACAGUGGAUGCUCUACAUUAAUGAGGAGACCCUCCAGACAUCAUGAAUGAACUUCAAGGGAAGAGACGAAUAGUCCUGACAAGAGGUCCCCCUGAUGGAGGCUAUGGAUGGUUCAUUGUGCUUUCUACCUUCCUUGUCUUUGGGCUGACAUUUGGCAUUAUCAAGUCCUUCGGUGUGUUCUUUGUAGAAAUCCACCACUAUUUUGCUACCACAGCAACAGCAAGCUCAUGGAUCACAUCCAUCUGUGUGGCAACUGUACAUUUUGGAGCCCCUUUUGGCUCUGCACUGAGCACGUACUUUGGGCACCGGCCCGUGGUAAUAGCGGGGGGUCUACUGAGCAGCAUAGGGAUGGUGGCAGGGUCAUACGCCCAGGAUCUACUACAGCUGUAUAUCACUGUGGGGUUCCUUACAGGAUUUGGCUAUGCCCUUACCUGGACCCCUACUGUCACCAUGCUGGGCUGGUACUUUGAAAAGCGAAGGCCAGUAGCCAAUGCUCUGGCCAGCACAGGAGAAUGUAUCCUUACCUUCAUCCUGACCCCAUCCUUCCAGUUCAUGGUCGAUCAGUAUUCCUGGAGGGGAGCGAUGCUGAUCCUUGGAGCUCUGCAGCUCAAUCUGUGCUUGUGUGGAGCUCUAUUGAGGCCACUUGACAGACACAUUCCUUCUAAAGAACUUACGAUAGAGGAGAAAAAUCUAGAUUUGGAGAUGCUGUCUCAGGCACACAAAAACAGGCCAGUCUCAGAACAAAACUCUGAAAACCAAAAUAAUACGGUGAAAACCAAAAUAAUACGUUACAUGGACUACACGCUUAUCGGUAACAUUCACUUCAUGGUCUACUCAAUGUUUGGUGUCUUCGCAGCUCUUGGCUUCUUCGCACCAUCACUGUUUCUGGUACCUUAUGCCCACAGUCAGGGAGUUGAGGAGUACCAGGCGGCAGCUCUCAUGUCCAUUUCUGCGGUACUGGACCUGUCCGGCCGGGUGGUCUUCGGGUUGGUGGCUAACCUGAGGCUGGUGGAAACGAUCCAUCAGUUGAUUGUCACAGUGAUCUUGCUGGGCAUUGUUCUCCUGCUCUGCCCGCUAGCAACCACCUUCACCCAGCUGGCAUUGUUCAGUGCUGGUUAUGGACUGGUUUUCGGAGCAACCGUGGCCAUUCACAUCACAGUGCUCGCAGAAGUGGUGGGAGUAGAGAGGCUGGGCAGUGCUCUGGGUUUCUUCAUGCUCAUCCGCAGCAUUGGUGGACUUCUUGGACCACCUUUGGCAGGAUUCUUCAUUGACAAAAUGAAUGACUAUGGUGCUGGCUUCAUAAUGGCGGGUGUGGCUCUCAUAGUCUCCACCAUCUUUCUGCUUUUGUUGCACCAUAUGAACAAGAAAGGAAAGCAAACGGGAAAAGACACCCCUUUGGAAAACAGAAAAGAAGUCAAAGAUAUGAAAAACUGAAAUUCCGAAUUCGGAAAAAGUUAAAAGCGAGACUAUUUAUAGGCACCAUAUGUUUGGGGUCACACUUGAGUAGCUACUACAUUUAUUUUGCAAUGUCACUUUAAAGUGGGUUUGUUCAAACACAUUUACCCACUAUACCCAGACUUCUCUGCUGAGGACAAAUAUAAUUCAUGCAAGUCCCACCGAAUAUGCAGUCAUGUAAAUGAGAUUAUAGUUAGAGAUGACUAUCAUAUACAACAGGUGUAAAUUGACAGCAGGGCCUUUAAUGCUGUUGACAUGCAUUAUCUGCUUACCCUGAAAACGCUCUCUCUACAUGACAUUGAGAGAAUACAGUACAUCAUUCUCACAUAAAUGAAGCCUUUGAUAGAUUCUGGGAAGUCUUCUCGGCUUGAUCCUAUAAUGAUGCCAUUGCAAUGCAAUCAUAUUUCAUCAGAUCUAUUGCUCCAGUAAGUCUGAAAAAUGGGUUCUGCCUUAAUGGACUAAUGGAUGCUGACUCAGGGUUUAGCUACUGACAAUAUAUGCAGUCAAGCACACUAUCUACUGAAAUUAUUUGCCUAUAGCAAAAAAAUGAAGCUAUGUGCACUCAAAAGUAUUUUGGUUUGUUUGUAUAAAAUUACACAAAUUAAAAUUUGUAUUUGAAAUAUGGAUUUUGUGCAGGUCUUGAGAUCCAAGCUGUUCUUGUUUCAGAAAACAUUCUCAAUGAUCCCCCUCUACUGGUGAUAAAAUGGAAAUGCAGGAUGGAGAAUAAACUAUACUGCACAACUGUCAUAAGUGAUUUUGUAGAUAAAAAGCAUGCAACAGGAAACCAAAAUAUAGCCUACAUCAAAAUCUACUGGAUUUAUUUAGCAAAAAGUAAUUACAAAACCUUAAAGCUGAAGUUUGAAUGUUAAAGUAAUUUUUCCCAACCCAGCUAAAAGGAAUAUUCUGGGUUUGAUACAAGUUAAAGGUGUACUCUUUUGUCUCUGUGUAUCUUGGAUUUACACUGACACCUUGCGGCUUGGAUGUAGCAUAAUUUAAAAUCAAUAGUUUUCAGUUUCAGUUGCUAUUGUAGAAAUGUAUUAUUCACAGUCAGCCAUGAUUACUUUAUUUAAUGAGUGAAAGUGUCAAACAACAGGACGGUUACUAAGAUUAAGCAAAUAGUAUUCAGCUGGUCAUGUGAUUCUAACAUGGCAGCCCACAUGUGCGGAUUCUCUCCAUGUAGAAUAAAACAGCUUUUAUAAGAUUUCUGAUAUGACUGGAGUGAUCGUGAUUUCCUGCAUAUAUUGCUAAAUUACAAUUCAAGUCUUCAGGAGUUAAACUUAAUGAGAGAAAACAAAUUGAGUGCACAUGUUAGCUCAGUUGUGGCAUGAUGUUGAUUACCACAAAAAAAUAUUUUCAACCCAUCCCUCCUUUUCUUUAAAUAUAAAAGCAAUAAUUGAGGUUAAAGUGAGGCACUUGCAAUGGAAGUGAAUGGGGACAAUGUUUGAAGGUUUCAAAGGCAGAAAUGUGAAGCUCAUAAUUUUAUAAAAUAAUUUACAUAUUUUUUGUGGUAAUCAACAUUAUGUCACAAACGCUGUUGAUUGAUCUUAACUUGUAUUAAACCUGGAAUAUUCCUUUAAUAUGCACGCAAAUGUGUAGGUUGAUUUUCCUGAAAAUGUGUAAACGCUUUGCUGUUAUCAAAACAUUUCACUGUUUGCUUGAGCAUUCCAACCAGUCCAACAAAGCAAUAUUGGCUCAGCCAAUAUCGUAAGUUUGGGGCGGGACUUUCUGUUUUUUGACCAAUUGAAGACGGGCAAUGUAUUCAGGAACCUUUCAUUAUUUUUGUAAUUCUGUUUGGUGACGCUAGUGGCACAGAAAUUACACCCUUCUGCUUUAACCUUUGAUUGUCAACUAUGAAUCAAAGGAGCAAAUGUUUUUCUUUAAAUGUUGAAGGCAUAGAGACUACCACAUGACAGAAAACCACAUGGGUAGAUAGUGCUACUUAGACAUGACCAGAUCUUUCCUGUUAAUACUGUAGCUUUUCAAAGCUAAAUAAUUUAUACAGGAUAUCAAAGCAUUGUUCUGAUGCACUCUACAAGAAAUAUCUGUUCCUGGUAUCUGCACUUUGAUGUGUUUUAUUCAUGUUGCUCUGUGUAUAUCUUUCAAAGAACAAUGACUUUCCUCAUUUGAAAUAACAG